CGAAAUGCCCUCUGCGCCAUCCCAGCCGGAUCCCAUGGUCUCCUUCACUGUCGCUCAUCCAGGAUGCCGUUGUCCGCAAGGGAGAUGAGCUUAGGCUGAGCCGGAUCUCUUAAGAAGAAGCUACAUGACUUCGUCGCGGUUGCCCAGCAGCAGACAAGUGGGCAGGCGAAAGACGGCCUCGCUCGCCUGUAUCCGGCCAGACGUGACGGCGAGGGCAUCCCGAUGGGUAUCGGCUUCAUAUCUGUUCAAGGCUAAGCCGCCACGCCUAGCUCCACCUAGCCUUACUGCUGGAAUGGGCAGGCAGCCUCAAUGGCAUUCUUCGGACCCUCUCAAGCCUUUAAGGGGGGAAAGCGGGUCAAGAAGCGGGAUUGGUACAGGCGUGGGAGAGGGCUACGGGCGAUUAUUGAAGCCCUGCAUAAGGUUCCGGAAACCCAAAAAGGCGCCACGAUCACGCAGCGCCCACGCCCACCCACUCAGCUCAGCGCCACGGUCUCUCUGCCUCUGUGCUCGCGUCUACGGUUCAAGCUGCCUGCCCAUCUUGCUUUCUCGGUCUCACGGGAACUCAAUAUCUCAGUGUAUUGCGCAGUCGCAUGUUGCUAAUUAUAACAUAGAAGUGCGGGGGUAUUCAUACGAACAGGGAGAGCGGGGCCGCACGACCAAAGUAGUAAGAGCUAUAUGGAGCGACCACGAAAAGAAGGAGGCAAACGAGAGACGAAGGAGCCGCGCGCGCGCCUUGAGACACGGAGCUGCCAUUCACCGCGUGAUGCGGGGAUGGGAUGGCUCGGUCAGGCUGCUAGCAAGCAAGCAAUGUGGGAGUGGCAGGGAGCGUGGGGAGGGGGACAACUGUUCUUUCCGCCCUGUCCAUGGCGGGAAUGUGGGCGGCGGCGGUGACGACGUAGUAUGGGCUGGAGCGAUGCGCUGCGGUGCGGCGGAGCAAUGUCGAGGUGGUGUUUCGCAAGUGGAUAGGGCCGAAGGUGAGGUGACCGCGCUGUGGAUAAUGAUACAAAGUAGUCGAGCCUGUGGUAGAACCGUGCUGCUCAUCCGUAGAUGGCCUGCUGGUGGUGACGGCGGUCGUUUCCCUGCUGCGGUGUCGCCGGCGUGACCGGAGCCUUCUUGGCGCGGAGAGCGAGUGCA
Messenger RNA from Jaminaea rosea, 1134 nucleotides. RefSeq lists its product as hypothetical. Bases 125 to 1102 code for a protein of 325 amino acids. Lineage: Eukaryota; Fungi; Basidiomycota; Exobasidiomycetes; Microstromatales. The record is from RefSeq and is a predicted model, not a curated record. The transcript has a single exon.